CUGGAGUUCCUUCUGUGGAGAGCCGGUGGUUUCUUUCUUUUGUAUUUUUAAUGAACUUAUCGAGGGGCUGCUUGUUUAACAGACUACAACGAUGCAGCUUCACGACUUGUCAGAGACCCCCGAAGUCACACCUUCGAAAGAUGGUAUCUCACACGCAGUGAAAGAGAUCACAGCGGAGAACCAGAGCUUCCUCUCGCGGCUACCGAGAUUGACAUUGGAAGAGAAAGCAGAACUAUUAUCUGGCUCUACCUUUAUCAACUCGUCGGCGAUUCCUAGGUUGGAUAUUCCUGCGAUCAAGCUCGUUGAUUCUGUGAAUUCUGUCAAAGGCUCCGAAGUUCACCAUGGAGUCCCUACGGCGAUCUUUCCUAGCUCGACAUGCUAUGGCGCAACCUGGAACCGGGAGCUGAUGGAAGAACUGGGCAAGUCGCUUGCCAACCAAGCAAAGCUCAAGUCGGCACAGGUCAUUCUUGGGCCGACCAUCAACCUCCAUCGCGACCCUCGUGCUGGACGCAACUUUGAGUGCUUUAGCGAAGACCCGCUGCUGUCGGGUCAGCUAGCCGCCGCCAUUGUCAACGGUAUCCAAUCUUGCUCAGUGGCAGCAUGCCCAAAACACUUUGCGUGCAACGACAGCGAGUUCAAAAGACGACAGUACGAUGUCACCGAGUCACCGAAUAGUCGAACGUUGCGCGAAUUGUACUUGGCGGCAUUCCAGGAGCUGCUUCGAGGGUCGGAACCCAUGGCUUUGAUGGCUAGUUAUAACAAAGUGGACGGGGUAUAUGCCUCAGAGAACGACUUCCUUAAAGAUAUCCUCCGAGACGAAUGGGCGUAUAAUGGUUGUUUGGUUUCCGACUGGUUCGCGACAAAGUCCACCGCAAAUGCCAUCAAUGCCGGCCUGGAUCUGGAAAUGCCAGGUCCAUCGGUGUUCCGGGGACAGAGACUUGUGGACCAAGUCAGAAGUGGCCAGAUUGAGGAGAGUGCUGUUGAUAAGUGUGUCAGUCGGGUUCUGACUCUGCUGGACGAUACUCGCGAAUGCCAUGGAAACCGACCGGAGAGAUCCGAUAUCGAUGAGAAUACAAACAAUCUGGCGAGAAGGAUUGCCUCCGAGGGCAUUGUCCUUCUGAAGAAUGAGAACAAGGCACUCCCUCUUGACAUGAGACAGGUUCCCAAAAUUGCUGUCAUUGGUGUGCCAGCAAUGAAUCCAACAAUAUGCGGCGGCGGAAGCGCAUCGGCGCCUCCUCAAUACAUCCAGAGACCACUUGAGUGUUUGCAAAACAGUCAUCCUGCCCCUUCGCGCGUCCGCUAUGCUCAUGGCGUCAACACAAACCGACUUGUUCCGGUUCUAUCUUCAAAGCAAACGCAAGCUGAAAAUGGGCAACAGGGCUUCGACAUUAAAUACUUUGACUCAGACAGCCAAGAGCUCGUUCUUAGCGAGUUCCAGAAAGUCCCAGUAGUCGCCAUGGUAAGGGACCUCAAGCCCGGCCUUCAGGAAGGACGGUUCCGGUACGAAUUGACAACCACAUUGACGCCCGAAACUACGGGACACCAUACACUGGCAACUCGAUCAACGGGGGCAUUCGAGCUCUACGUGGACGGCAAUCUGGUGAUGUCUUCUGCCCAGCGGGAACUUUCCAUGGAAGAUUUCCUUUUCGAGCCUGCUCGCCUUGAGCAAAGAGUCGAAGUUUUCAUGGCCGCAUCGAGGCCGUAUUCAAUCCGCCUCGUCACCCAGGCACGGGUGCCCAGGGAAGGAGAUUACGAGCCUAACCCGCACGGAACAACGCUCUGCUUCGAGGAGUACGUGGACGAGCGGGCUCAGAUAUUCGACGCCGUCUCCAUCGCUGCAGCCUCAGACGUCAGCAUCAUCUUUGCUGGCCGAAACAGCGAAUACGAAUCAGAGGGAUUCGACCUGCAGGAGAUCUCGAUGCCCACGCCGCAAGCCCGGCUCAUCAAGGCCGUGGCAGCGGUGUCUAAGAAGACAGUCCUCGUCCUCCACUGCGGCAAUCCGAUCGACGUUUCCGGCUUUGUUGACGACGUCGACGCCGUGCUCAACGCGCAUUUCCCCGGCCAGGAAGGUGGCCAGGCGAUCACAGAUAUUAUCACGGGUAAAACCAGCCCCAGCGGCAAGUUAGCAACAACCUGGCCCAAGACGCUGGAUGCCGACCACGUCCCCACUGCUGCCCAUUUCCCGGCCCGGUGGACUGAAGAGACGGGAUACACCAUCCAGUACGCUGAGGGUUUGAACAUGGGCUACCGCUGGCCAGAAUUUGAUUCCAGAGCCCGGUGGUCGUUUGGAUUUGGUCUCUCGUACACUACCUUUGACUAUUCCGCCUUGCAUGUCGACGACGGCCUAGCUGUUCCCUUCUCCAAUGAAAUCAAUAUCAGCCUGGCAGUCACAAACACUGGCUCAUUCCCCGGCCAUGAAGUCAUCCAGGUAUACAUCACUCCCUCGGAUAGCACUUCCGUGUACCGUCCCGCUCGUGAAUUGAAGGGAUUCACCAAGGUCUGGAUUCUCCCCGGCGAGUCGGAGAGAGUCACAAUCACUCUUGAUCGGAACCAUGCCUGUAGUUUCUGGGACGAAAGCGUCAACAAAUGGCGGCUGGAGCCAGGAACGUAUGGUGUGCGCGUGGGCAGCCUGGCGGCCACUUUUGAGGUCAAGGAGGGAUUGACUUGGAGUGGACGGUAGGCCGCUAAAUAAUAUAGAUAGAAUAGGAUUGUGUGAAUUCAUUGUAUAUACGUUGAGUAACUCAUAUAUUGAGCAACC
Messenger RNA from Penicilliopsis zonata CBS 506.65, 2758 nucleotides. RefSeq lists its product as hypothetical. The coding region runs from base 92 to 2680 and encodes 862 amino acids. Gene Ontology annotation, biological process: glucan catabolic process. The transcript has 4 exons. The record is from RefSeq and is a predicted model, not a curated record. Gene Ontology annotation, molecular function: beta-glucosidase activity. Lineage: Eukaryota; Fungi; Ascomycota; Eurotiomycetes; Eurotiales; Aspergillaceae.